Molecule: messenger RNA, 5354 nt
Organism: Dromaius novaehollandiae (emu)
Lineage: Eukaryota; Metazoa; Chordata; Aves; Casuariiformes; Dromaiidae
Gene: TNFRSF11A
Product: TNF receptor superfamily member 11a
Exons: 10
Coding region: 187-2211 (674 amino acids)
Biological process (GO): positive regulation of bone resorption; ossification; response to interleukin-1
Cellular component (GO): external side of plasma membrane
Molecular function (GO): cytokine binding; tumor necrosis factor receptor activity
Source: RefSeq, a predicted model, not a curated record
UUUUUUUUUAUUCUUCUCUCUUCUCCCCUCGUGUAGCUGAGAGGAAGGAAAGGGAGAAAGAGAAGUAACGAUCUCAAAUGUGCCUCACUCUGCUGCUGGGGCUUGGGGACUUGGUUGGAAGGAUCUAGUUUCUGUUCGGUGGCAGGAAAAGGGGCAACGAGAGGAGGCAGAGACGGACACCCCGACAUGCCCGUCUCGGCAGGCUGCUGGCUUGUUCUCCUUUGCCUUGCUGCCACGGGCAAACAGUUGUCACUACAGAUCACUCCACCAUGUGAAAGUGAGCAACACUAUGAAUACUCUGGACGGUGCUGCACAAAGUGUGAGCCAGGAAAGUAUAUGUCUGCUAAAUGCACCGGUACUUCUGAUAGCAUGUGCCAGCCGUGUGGCCCAAAUGAGUAUAUGGAUGUCUGGAAUGAAGAAGACAAAUGCUUACUACAUAAAAUAUGUGAUCAAGGGAAAGCUCUGAAAGAAGUGAAUCCAGGAAACAGCACAUUCCAGCGGCAGUGUGCUUGUACGACGGGUUACCACUGGAACGAUGACUGUGAUUGCUGUCAGCGAAACACCGUAUGUGCUCCAGGAUUCGGAGUCAAGCAUCCUGUGCAACAAGACAAGGAUACAAUGUGUACACCAUGUCCCACAGGCUACUUCGCAAAGGUUGCUUCAUCCACUGAGAAGUGUAAAUCCUGGACCAACUGUACAGCUCUGGGAAUGGCAGAAAUAGUCCCUGGGACUGACAAGUCAGAUGCAGUUUGUGCAGAAUGGAAGAUGCCUGAACAACCAGAAGAUGGUAUAUGUCCUACUACAGGAACAAACAGGAUCUUGUAUGUGUUGAUUGUCAUCUUAUUUUUUGUGGCACUAAUUGGCAUUGUCAUCUUCAUUGUAUACUACAAGAAUAAGGGAAAAAAGCUCACAGCAGAUCUACAGAACUGGGCUAACGAAGUGUGCAGCCAAAUAAAAGGAACAAAGGAGCCCCCCAGAGAUGUGUUUGUUACCACAAGUAUAACAAACACUGCUGCUCCCCAGAUUUCUGAAGGAAUGUGCCUCCUGGGUCCUGCUGGUUAUUCUCCCCCUGGAAACACGUGUUGCACCAGCAGUCACCCUCUGUGCAUGAACAGCAGCCCAGAGACAGCUCCGUAUGAGGCGGCAGGGAACAUCCAAGAGUUUUCUGUGGUAUCUGAGACUGAUGAUGACCAUUUCCCACCAGUUCCCAUGGAAGAUGAAUACAUGGAUAAAGAUCUCAAUAGCGCUGAUUAUUUAUCUUUACUGAGUCGGCCUGAGAGCAAAACUGUGUCAUCAUUUUCAGAACCAGUGGAGAUAGGGGAGAACGAUAGCUUAAAUCAGUGCUUUUCAGGGAUUGGGAGCACAGAGGACAUAUCAAUUGCUCAAGGCUCUGACCCUUCCUCCAAAAUGGGUGGCACACAUGCUGCUAUAGACAAAUAUCUUCAGAAAUCUUGCCAGCAUGCCCACAGCUGCCCACAGGAAAUGGACAACAAAGACACAGAUCAUUUUCCAGCGAACCAUGACUUGGAGAAGAUCUGUGUGAGGUGUGGUGUCUCAUAUAGGGAAUCUCCCAGAAAGUGGAGCAAACCCUACUGUGCAGCAGUUGACAGUGCCUCCGCCUCCCCAGAAAUUGGACCUUAUGCACAGUGCACUUGUGGCUUGCAUUUUCUCUCUGCUGGUCAGAGUACUCUAGCAAGUGAUCAUGGUAUGGAAGAUGCGUCUUGUGAUGGUACUGACACAAAGUACCAACAUACAAGCAGCACUUCAGGAACAAACAGCAGUACUUCAGACCUUCCACCAGCAUCUGGAAAUGUGACUGGAAACAGUAACUCCACAUUUAUUUCAAGUGGACAAGUAAUGAACUUCAAGGGGGACAUCAUUGUUGUCUAUGUUAGUCAAAACUCCCAGGAGGGGGCAAUGGCCACUGGCAUGACUGACGAGAACGUGGGGAGCCCCGUGCAAGAGGAAAACCUGAGCCGCUGCGAGACUUUUGCCGGCAACACACAGCAAUACAAGGAGAAGUGCAUCGAGGUGCAUGGUGCGAGCGGCGGGCUGCAGAGCACCGGCACCUAUGAGAGGCGCCCCGGCGGCCCCGUGGCGCAGGAGCAGAGCCCGGCCAGCCGCAGCAGCAAGUGCUGCUACAGCGAGGCCUCGCAGCCUGUGCAAGAGGAGGGCAGGCUGGGACACUUCUCGGAGAAAGUGUUGAACUGAUGUCAACCGGUGUCCUUCCGAGUGUGACAGCGAGGACAGGGCUGCGGGCCGAGGCACUGAAGGGCAGCCCACGAGGGGCUGUGGCGGGAUGCACGGCUGGGCCGGCUGCCAAAAUCCGGGUUGUUGCAGCAGAUUCAUUUGUUCAGUGACUGUUGCUACCCCUGGUGUCUCCUGGGAAACUUUCCAUCUGGAAAGGACUGUUUUGGUGCACAUGCCUGUGAUGCUAUUGCUGUGGAGGUUGCUGGUGGGAACAGGCACAAGCAUGAAGCCAGGUGUGCUGCUGCCAUUGCAGAAGUAGCUGCGUGGGUCGGGAGGACUCUGUGCCUUUCUCCUUGACGGCCCGGUGGGCUCCCCAUGGGCCCCCCAUUCCCUUGCACCUUUGCACAGGAAGAGACAAAGGACAGUUUAGGCAGUUCUUUGGGUUGGGGACUUUGUGAGGAGGACAGCAUUAAUUGCUGAGUGUACAGGGUAUUUCUGGAGUACAAAUAACACUGUGGAGUAGCGUACUGCAAGUAGUCCCUCAGCACUGCCUCAGAUUUUUUCCUAGAUGGAAAUCUUGGAACUGUUUAAGCCAAACCCUUUGGCUAGGUCUUGGGCUUCCUUGAUACCUCGGGUGGUGGAAGGAAGUGACAGCCAUCUCUGCUUUCAAGAUUAGUGCCACUGCUGACGUUUGCCUCCUCUCGGGAAUGAGACGGCUUGAGCCCUUCCCAUCAUUCUCCAAGAGAACAGACGCUCUGGUUUUAAACCGGUACAAAAGUCAAGAUCCUUGUCAGUCUGUUGUUAGCUUGUAGGUAUAUAUAGGUAUAGUACUUCCCAGAGCAUACAACAACAGGCAAAAAUAGAGCUGAUAGGCCUUAAAAGCAUAUCAGAUGAAUUCUCAGGAAAGAACAUUUAUAGUUUUGGACCCUAAUUCACUUCUGCAUUAUUGCACCUCUCCCAAGGAAUUCAACCCCUGAGGCUGAAGAUAAGAGUAAACUUUUCCUAGCAUCCUGUUGCAUAAAUAAUGUCACUGAACUUUAAGGCACAAGCUGCUAACAGGUAGAGGAGGGAUCUAAGACAAUUAGUUGUAGGCAUUUCCUGAGUGACAGGAGAGGGAGUGAGUACUUGGAGAUGGAGAAUUUGGUUAGAGUCAAACAUGUAUUCUCUCAUCUGCUCAAACAAUUUCGUCAUUCUUUCUGAUAUUUUCAUGAGUAAGUACAGAUUUAUUUAAGCAGUAAGGAAACAGACCCAGAGCUUGGCCUCUCUGAACUGAAAUCAGAGUCUAACCAUUCUCACACUAAUUGCUGAUGAGCUACAUGACCGAAGGAUCUGAUUUAAAGAAUAGUAAUAAUUGCAGUUAGUAGAGAGUCUCAGCUACUCAGCUAGCAUUGGUUCAGGUCCUGUAUCCUUCAGCCUCCUCCACCAGCCACCGUAAGGAGAAGGGUAAAGGGAACAAAGACUUGGGGAACUCCCAACAGAUAAAGAUGACAUUUCUAAAGUUUUCCUAACAAGGAGUAAUUUUCUGGCAUUCUCCUGCACAUGUGAGUGCAGCUGAAGGCCAUCUUCAGUCUGAGCCUUCAGAAAGAUCUGUCCUAUGUUUCCUACUAGAUAGCUAAGGAAUCUUUUAUCUAGUGUGACCUCAUCUGCCCUGACUGGAAGACUCUUAGCUGAAGAUCUCUGGCUAGAGAGGGUUCCUUUUCAGGAAGGUUUUAAAGCCAAGGGGUUCACCGAAUAGCUGCUCUCUUUGCAAUAGUACUGCUCUGAGGGUGAAGACCACCUAUAAAACUAACAAGGUGACCGCCAUGUCACAAAGAACUUCUCAUUCACAACUGAAAAGCCACCUUCACCUCUCAGGAAAAAUAAUUCUGCAUUAUUUAUAUAUCUGGGAUUUAAAGUUCAGCCCAGGCAUGCAAGACUGUCUCUUGGGGACUGGGUCCAUUCUGGCAGGCAUCAGGCCUUUUACAAUCCUUGAUGACAUUUUGCUAAAUAUCCGAUCAACGCCCCUUGUGGAUCACCUGAACCUACUUCAGAAGUCUCUGAGAAAUGCUGGCGUCUGACAGAGUUAUCCAUCAAGGCCUGUUCAGUCAUACAGCAGAAAAAACAUCAGAAAGGUGUAUUUUCUUCUGUGUUUCUCAGGCCUGUCAGCAUCUCCCAGGUCAUUCCCAGUCCCCCAGUCUACUUCAGGGCCUCUGAACAUCUCUGCAUGGUCUUGAAAAAACUAAUCUAGCCUAGCCUAGACUCAGCCAGGUGGGUAGGUUGUCCCACUGAGUGAUGGCCCAAGCUAUUGUAACCUCUACUCCUUUAAAAAUGUGUAACUGAGGCUGUCUUAUCUGUGGUAUUAUUUUGCCUUUCCUGCUGCAUCCUUUAACAAGGAUCUGUAGCCUCUUUAGGCCUAACUCUGUAUCCCCUUGCACAGGUGCAACACGGAGAAGGAAGCAGAGACAUGCAUCAGAUUCAUGCAAUGUGAUACGGACUUUUCUCACUUUGUCUCUUUUUUUCAGUCUUAUUUUCCUGAAAACCACUUAUCUAGGACACCACUCAGUCAGCCCCACUUAUAGGGCAGGAUGGACUGAUUUCUCCUGCUCAAGUCUGGGUAAACUAGCUACUUGCAGGUCUCUCUCCUCCUGCUGCUUCUCUCUCUGUAGCUUCUUUUUGUGGUUUGCAUGCACAACCACUGGAAAAGAAAGCAGAUAGAGAACAGGCUCAAAAUCUUCAUUUCAAAGAAGACAAUGGGCAAUUUACUAUUGAGCUUAGUGAGGACACAUUUUCACUCAUUGAAUCACACGAUCCUACUCAGCAAGAUUUGAAAUUAGGAUGAUCAGCAAGCAUGAAAACGGUCGUCAUGAUCUCAGCCUUGUGGCCACUGCUUAACAGGGAAACAUGACACACCAACAGUUCUGAUCCUUUUUCUUCUUCCAGUUUCUACACAAAAGUGAAGAAACCAUAUCACCAUGCUGCAUGUUCUCUGGCUCUCUAUUUGGCUGCUUAGACAUGACCCCAAGGGAAUUUCUGUAUCCUUGUGAUUUUGUCAUUGGUUUGGAGCAGGGGCUGUUUUUUAACAUCUGGUUGUACAACAGAGCCUUAUGCAUCAGGCACUAAUUUGGAGGCUUCUGGCUGCUGUUGUAAUACACAUAAUUAAUGAUAAUAAAAGUCUUAAACAUCUA